CGGCGCCACCUGCGUAAAGAUGGAGCCACAGAAUCAGGAGCCCGACCUCAAGCCGGUUUACCACCGGUUGCUGAGUCCGCUGUCUCUCUUCCCCCGCAAGGCGACGCCUCCAGAGCCUCCGAAGAGACGCUCGCAGGAGGUCUCGACUUUGCAAUCUAUCCCGCUCGCGAAGCUAAAAGUGGGACCGCUGUGCCGCCAGGUAUCCAAGCGACUAGCAGGCAGCGGGCGGGCGGCGCGGGUGACUCCCAAGGAUCGACUCCGACUCACCCAGGUUAUCCUAGAUGAGCUGAAGUGCAGCUGGCAGGAACCUCCUACAGAUCCUAUUUUGAACUACGAGAACAACCAGAAGCUGCGGAAGCGGUUGGAGUCCUACGUGCUGAUCUGUAGUGAGCAGCUCUUCAUACGCUACCUGCACCUGCUGGUGACCCUGCCGGCCACUAGAAGGGUCUUCACUGAAUCGGCCACCCUCAGCCGGUUGGCAACCAACCUUGCCAGGGAUUGCACAAUCUUCCUCACCAGUCCCGAUGUCUACCGCUGCCUGCUGGCUGAUUUUCAGACCCUGCUGAAUUUAGAGCAGACCCGGAGAGGCAUAUCCAAGCUGCGCCCCCCAGUCUGUCCCCCUGGGACUUUCAAACUCUGUCCAAUCCCCUGGCCCCACAGCACCGGCUUGGACCAAGUGCCAUGCUCUAGCCUCAACCUGAACUACCUUGUCCAACUCAGCCGCCCAUGUGAUUUCCCCAGUGAGCCCGAACCUGAUCCAGUGAAGGAGCUGAAAUCUAUCCCCCAGCUGAAGGGUAAAAAUCGGCUCCUCUGGGUGCCCUCCGCAAAAAAGGAAAAGGAAGUUGAAGUGAGUUCCGCACAGAUGGUACCACUGCCUAGCCAUUCUCCUCCUAGCAGUGAGAUUUCCCACUUCCCCACUUCACCAAUCUACCCCAGGCUCCUGAGGGGCCAGUCCAUGCCCUGUCUUCGUGAAGGGUGGAAUCUGGCAGAUGAGUUGGGCCUCCCUCCUCUCUCCCCUCAUCCUCUCACCCCACUGAUCUUGGCUCCAGAGAGUAAACCACUGCCGUUUGGGGACCUGGCGGCUGAGGAUCUGAAGCAGAAGACAAAGAUUAUGGCAAUGGAGUGGGCUCGCUACUCACCACUGGAAUCUGGCCUGCCCCCACUCCUCGGGGUCCUUACCAGGCGCCUAACUGCCCAGCACCACAUAGAGAACCUGCAGCAAAUGCUGAAGAGCCUGCAGGAAGAAGAAGCCUCCGGACAGUGGGAUCUCCGCCCCCCAAGAAUCGCUCCACUUCACCCACAGCCAGUGACUAUUACGUUGAAGCUACAAAAUCAGGUCGUGGUCCAAGUAGCUACUGUGCAGCUCUCUGACAGACACUUUUCUGACACUUUCCACGUUGAGGGGGCUGGAGUCCUAUACAACCAUCUGGCUGGGGAACUGGAUUGCAAAGCCAUCGAAGAAAUGGAUUCUGAUCGUCUUGUUGGCAAUAGCACCAAAGAGGUGUACAAGGAAUUGAUGAGCCGAGUCUCUACUAGUCACCUCUCUUUUGAUGAAGGACCCCAGAUUGAGCCCUCGGCAGAUAAAGAUUGGUCCAUCUUCCUGUCCUCUGCUUUUAUAUACCAAGAUAAACAUAACCCUGUCAUCAACCAUGAUCUGGUUGGACUUUAUUCCAAGAGAUCAAGCACUCAGCUGUUGUGCCCUGAGAAGACGCCUUCUCCCACAUUACUCCAAAAGGGCAGAAGCUGGGACAAGUGGCCAAACAAGACUGUAUGGAUGAACUGGUGGAAAACCUCUGUGUCUUCGGAAGACUACUUAAAGUACCUCAUCACUCAGGAGACAGAUUUCCUCCAUGUCAUCUUCCAAAUGUACGAAGAAGAGGCUUCUGUGGAGAUACCGGUCCCUGCCAAACAGUCCCUGGAGAUCCAGCACCCUCCUCCGCUGCUGGAGGAUGAAGAGCCAGACUUUGUGCCAGGAAAGUGGGAUUGGAGCUCAGUGAUAGAGGACAGCUCAGGACCUGGGAAAGCCCACAUCCUAAAUCUGCAGCAGCGUCUAGAACGACUGUGGGUCGUGUUGGAAGUCCCUGACCAGAGCCGGCUGGACAUGGUCAUUAAGUACAGCUCCAACGCACGCCUGCAGCAGCUACCAGCAUUGAUCAGGGCCUGGGAGCGGGUCCUGAAGCCCAUUCAGACACGGGAGUUGUUGCUAGGGAGACUGGAGUGGUUUGAACGACAAGCCUCUGACCCCAACCGGUUCUUCCAAAAGCCUGAUUUGAUGCUGAGUCGACUCCUGGAGGAGAAUCAGAUCCGGAGCCAUAUCCAAAGGAAGCUCAGUCUAAUGGAGUCUUCUUUGAUUUCCUUGCUGGAAAAGAUAGAGUUAGUGUUUGGGGAGCCAGUGACCUUCAAAGGGCGACCUUAUCUAGAGAAGAUGAAGCAGGACAAAGUGGAGAUGCUCUAUUGGCUCCAGCAGCAGCGGCGGGUUCGCAAUCUGCUCCGGGCCCAGAGAGCCUUCCACCAACCGUCCAUACUUGCAAGGAGCCGCAGCCGGGCUUUAAUAGCUCCUGGGAAUAGUCCUAUUGCCCGCUAAGGAGACCAAAUGUCCUCAAAGUCCUUCCUCACCCCCCAAACACCCAGACACUCACAUAGACCUCUCAAUGGCUUUAGAACAACUAUGAUAUUUCUACAAGGGACUGAGAUUCUUUGUCUUGGCAUUCUAGAUAAAAGGAUUCCCCAAACCUGGUAUUCCAUGUAUGUCAACAGUGCCGCACAAUACAACCAGAAUCCCUUAUCAGGUGGUCCCUUGGAGUUCAUUAUAACAGAGAAGGUCAGGCAGAGCAAGUCAUGAUCUUGAAAAUAAUUGUUUAGUGUCACUAUCUUACUAUAUUAAAUUGGCUGAUUAGAGCUCCAAGUCACUCGUGUUUAGGCUCAAUAGCAUAAUACUUAAGUGCUACAGCUCUGAUAUUAACAGAUGUAUGUAAAUCCUGUCUGUAUGGCUUAGGUCAAGUUGCUAAACUUCUCAGUACUUGUCAAAUGAGGAGUUAGGUCCCAGUUGUGACUUCUAGUGCUCACACAUUGUUGGCAGGGCUGAAACAUUUUUUCUUUCUUUUUCCUUUUUUUUUUCUUUUUGAGACAGAUUUUCUCUGUAUAUCCCUGGCUGGAACUCACUCUGUAGACCAGGCUGGGCUCAAACUCAGAGAUCUACCUGCUUCUACUUCCCAAGUCCUGGGAUUAAAGGCAUGUGGCACAGCUACCAGCUUAAAGCAUCCUUAAUUAGAUUUUUACUUGUUAAUAAAAGCACUUGGUAUAUAAAAAUGUGUACUGAAAAGUAAGUUUCUGGGGCUGGAGAGACAGCCUAGUGGUUAAGAACAUGUGCUGCUCCUCCAGAGGUCUGAAGUUCGAUUCCCAGCAUCUACAUCAGGCAGCUUGCAACCACCUGUAAUUCCAGCAUCUGACACUCCUGGCAUUAUCUGGCACCUGCACAUAUGCACACAGACAUAUACAUGCACACUCAUACCUACACAAUUAAAAAUAAUAAAAGUUAGCUAGGUGGUGGUGGUGCAUGCCUUUAAUCCCAGCACUUGGGAGGCAGAAGCAGACAAAUCUCUGAAAGUUCAAGGCCAGCCUGGUCUACAGAGCAAGUUUCAAGACAGUCAAGACUGUUACACAGAGAAACCCUAUCUUGAAAAACCAAUAAUAAUAGCAACAACAAUAAAAAACAAAAAGUAAGUUUCUUUUCUAUCUCUAAUCCUCAAUUUCCUUCCUUGCAGAUAACAAUUGUUAUCAUAUUCUGUAUUUAGCAAAUAUUUGUUGAGCAUCCACAAGGUGUUAAAUUCAUAAUCUGUAUGUUGCUUUCCUCUUUGA
Molecule: messenger RNA, 3858 nt
Organism: Peromyscus californicus insignis
Lineage: Eukaryota; Metazoa; Chordata; Mammalia; Rodentia; Cricetidae
Gene: Ccdc87
Product: coiled-coil domain containing 87
Exons: 1
Coding region: 20-2584 (854 amino acids)
Source: RefSeq, a predicted model, not a curated record